AUGGCGGACGACACGACCUACGCACCAAAGUCGCCGGACCUCUCUUCUUUUUUCUCGGCAGCACCCGCCCCGCCUACACCUCCACUGCACACUCACAGUCUGCAGCACUACCAGCAACAACUGAGCAAGCUCCAAACCUCUCCGUCUCCGUCUGCGUCUGCUGCACCACCGCCCGUAUAUGAAUACUCCUCCCCCUCAGCACGCAUUCACCACCCAAGCCAGUCAUCUUCUACUCCUGUUCACAUCAAACAAGAGCAGCCCCACUUCCCAUCACCAGCGGCAAUCAAAACGGAAUUCUCUUCCUAUCAGCCACCGCUACAACCCCACCACCACCAAGGUCAGCACCAGCACCAGUACCAACCGCUUCAGCAACAACAGCAGCAGGAGCAGCACCAACACCACCAACAUUACCUAUCUCCUCAAUACCACCACCAGUCACCGCCACACAACCACCCAUCUCCGCAAUAUCCCCCACCACAUAUGCAAAGCGCCUAUGGGAUACAGCCCGUUCUCAACUACCAGGAACAGCAAGCUCAUCAGCCCAAAACACCUCAAAGCCAAGGAUUUCUAGACCAAAAAACCUUUGGCGGAGCACCCCAAUUACACGAUAUCCCCUACAACCCAGAUACACAACAUCUACCACAAACACCAGCUUCAGCAACUAUGCCUCCCAGAAAGAACACAAAGCAGGCUGACUCGCCACCUCCAAUUGACCCUUCACCCGUUCGGACAAAGUUCCCCACAGCCAGGAUAAAGCGUAUCAUGCAGGCUGAUGAGGAGGUUGGCAAGGUCGCCCAGCAGACUCCCAUUGCUGUUGGCAAGGCUCUCGAGAUGUUCAUGAUUGCUGUUGUCAGCCGAAGUGCCGAAAUCGCGCGGGAGAAGAACUCCAAGCGUGUCACGGCUCAGAUGCUCAAGCAGGUCAUCGAGACAGAUGGCCAGUACGACUUCUUGGCCGACAUUGCUGCAAAGGUUGGCGACGAAGAGAAGAGAGGUGGCCGCUCCAAGGCUGAGUCGUCAAGCGACGAGGAAAUGGAAGUUGAGACGAAGAAGAAGGGCAAGGGCGGCCGUAAGAAGAAGGCCGCUGCAUGA
This is a messenger RNA of Colletotrichum costaricense, 1089 nucleotides long. RefSeq names its product histone-like transcription factor and archaeal histone. Gene Ontology annotation, molecular function: RNA polymerase II general transcription initiation factor activity; protein heterodimerization activity; core promoter sequence-specific DNA binding. The record is from RefSeq and is a predicted model, not a curated record. Lineage: Eukaryota; Fungi; Ascomycota; Sordariomycetes; Glomerellales; Glomerellaceae. Gene Ontology annotation, cellular component: negative cofactor 2 complex; nucleus. The transcript has a single exon. Gene Ontology annotation, biological process: transcription by RNA polymerase II. The coding region runs from base 1 to 1089 and encodes 362 amino acids.